Daldinia childiae is the source of this 498-nucleotide messenger RNA. Its product is annotated as putative esterase C31F10.02. The transcript is spliced from 8 exons. Gene Ontology annotation, molecular function: fatty acyl-CoA hydrolase activity. The record is from RefSeq and is a predicted model, not a curated record. Bases 1 to 498 code for a protein of 165 amino acids. NCBI's taxonomy places the organism in Eukaryota, Fungi, Ascomycota, Sordariomycetes, Xylariales, Hypoxylaceae.
AUGGCGCAAAAGUUACCCCCGCUGAGAUUUGUGAGAUCGGUAUUAAAAUCCUUCAUGGCCGAGUCCGGCUUGGAGCCGAGGCUACUGGGACCACACUUCAGAGUUACGAACGCCGCUGCAGGGAAGGUCGAUUUCGAAUUGGAUAUCACUAAAGACCACACAAACCGUCUAAAAAUCAUACACGGGGGCACAAUUGCUAGUAUGGUAGACCUAGGGGGUUCCCUAGCCGUCGCAUCGAUGGGGCUUUACGCUACAGGCGUGUCAACAGAUCUAAACGUCACUUACCUAAGCAGCGGUGGUAAAGUUGGCGACAAGAUCACCGCUACCGCCGUUUGCGAUAAGAUGGGCAAGACACUAGCUUAUACGUCUGUAACUUUUCGGAACGCCAAAGGCGAACUCGCUGCAAGGGGAAGUCAUACUAAAUAUGUAACGCAAGCUUGGAAGGCGCAAGAAACACCAUUCACACCCCCUGAUAAUGCAGAGAUCGAAGAGGCGUAG